AUGCUGUCCGAUGCGCAGACUGAGCCGGUGUUUCCAAGCCAGCAGCCGCCGCAGGGUCCGCAGAACCCGGCGCAGUUUGUCCAAUGCAGCGUCAAGCCCACGGUGCCCAUGAAGAAAAACGCUAUUACCCAGGAUUACAAAGUCACCAACAAGGUCCUGGGCUCCGGCAUCAAUGGCAAGGUGAUAGAGGUUUUCCGGAAUAAGGACGGCGAGCGCUUUGCCCUCAAGAUGUUGCGUGAUUGUAAAAAGGCACGGCGAGAGGUAGAGCUACACUGGCGGGCGUCACUCUGCACAAACAUCGUACACAUCGUCGACGUAUACGAGAACCUCUACAAGGGGGACAAGUGCCUGCUCAUCAUUAUGGAAUGCAUGGAUGGUGGAGAGCUGUUCAGUCGUAUUCAGGACAGAGGGGACCGGGCCUUUACCGAAAGAGAGGCCUCAGACAUCAUGAAGAAUAUUGGGGAGGCCAUCCAAUUUUUGCAUACCAUGAACAUAGCACACAGAGAUGUCAAGCCGGAGAACCUGUUAUAUACAUCCAAAAGACCCAAUGCUGUCCUUAAACUGGCAGACUUUGGAUUUGCCAAAGAAACUACGCACAAUUCCUUGGCAACCCCUUGCUACACACCCUACUAUGUCGCUCCUGAGGUGCUCGGUCCAGGGAAAUAUGACAAGUCUUGCGACAUGUGGUCAUUGGGUGUCAUCAUGUAUAUCCUACUUUGCGGCUACCCCCCAUUCUACUCCAACCAUGGUUUGGCCAUAUCACCUGGCAUGAAGAAUCGAAUUCAAACAGGGCAGUACGAGUUUCCCAACCCAGAGUGGUCAGAAGUCUCAGAGCAAGCUAAGCAGCUGAUCAGUGCCCUCCUGAAGACUGAGCCAUCCCAGCGCAUGACCAUAACAGAAUUCAUGAACCAUGCCUGGAUUAACCAUUCGAUGGUGGUGCCCCAGACCCCACUCCACACAAGCCGGGUGCUCAAGGAGAUGAACUCCUGGGAGGACCUGAAGGAGCAGAUGACCACCGCCCUGGCCACCUUGAGGUGCGACUUUGGCCAGUUCAAGAUCAAAAGCAUCGAGGACUCUUGCAACCCUCUGCUGACAAAGAGGAGGCAGAAGGCUAAAAGCACGUCGGCUGACACCGAGCCCCCCGACCUAUGAGGGAAUGAGGGGGAACACCACGCAUGCACACACAUAUACACACACCGUACACACACAGUGUGUGCAAAGGAAGCAAUAACCGUCAGUGCGGUGGAGCGGAAAUCAUGGACGCUGGUUAAGCAGUGAGAUGAACUAUAAGACCCGUAUGUAAUGGCAGUAUGUUUCAUUACCAGUUUCAGUUUUAUUAUUCCUCUUAAAUAAUAGCCUGCUUACAGUGAAUGCAGUGCCGCAGCCUGCCACUGCGUUCUGCCCUUUUGAAUGGGGUAUUCGGGAGAUUGUGUCAAGUGAUGGAGAAUUAGAAGGUAAUCAAGUAAAUAGCUUAUUGUUAAAAAGUCUAUUUUCAAAAUGUGUCUCGGGCCGUCAGGCUGGCCAGAGGGCAAACUGUUGCCAUGGUAUUAACCUAAUACUGAACAGUGUGGGAGGGGUUGCUUGACAUAUUUCAUUUAGGGGUGGA
Messenger RNA from Paramormyrops kingsleyae, 1606 nucleotides. It is a transcript of the gene mapkapk2a, whose product is annotated as MAPK activated protein kinase 2a. Gene Ontology annotation, molecular function: protein kinase activity; ATP binding. The record is from RefSeq and is a predicted model, not a curated record. Gene Ontology annotation, biological process: protein phosphorylation. Lineage: Eukaryota; Metazoa; Chordata; Actinopteri; Osteoglossiformes; Mormyridae.